CAGCAGUUGUGUUUGCUGAACUCGUGCUGAGCCUCGCAGCCUCACCCACUACAACAAUGACUGUGAACAAGCAUGUCCGGCUGGUUUGAAGUUUACUUCAGUGAAACUGCCCGAAAUAUUCUCUACAUGUGCUCAUAGGAGGUUUCAGAAGCACUGUGUCAAAUGGAGCUGGAGGACCAAUGGUGGAAAGGACAGCUGGCUGCAGACAUCUACCAGGCGCUGCGGUACAAAGAGCUCAAGUUGCCUUCCUUCAAAGGCCAGUCUCCUCAGCUCAACUUGAGGCGGUACUUCGCAGACCUCAUAGCCAUCGUCAGCAACCGCUUCAGGCUGUGUCCUGCGGCCCGACACCUGGCCGUCUACCUGCUGGACCUCUUCAUGGACCGCUAUGAUGUCACGGUGCAGCAGCUUCACAUGGUCUCACUCUCAUGUCUCCUUCUGGCCAGUAAAUUUGAGGAAAGGGAGGACCGGGUGCCCAAGCUGGAGACCCUGAACAGCCUGGCCUGCAUGAUUUCCAUGAACCUGGUGCUGACCAAGCAGGGUCUACUUCACAUGGAGCUGCUGCUGCUGGAAACCUUCCAGUGGAACCUGUACAUCCCCACAGCCGCUCAUUUCAUAGAGUACUACCUGUCUAUGGCUGUCCAAGAGGGGGACCUCCAUGAUGGCUGGCCUAUGACGAGCUUCGAGAAGACCAAACUAUACAUGGCCAAGUAUGCUGAUUACUUCCUGGAGGUUUCCUUGCAAGAUCAUCAGUUCUUGUGUUUCUCCCCCUCGCUGGUGUCUGCUGCGUGUGUGGCUACCUCCCGCCUCAUCCUCCACCUGUCCCCCACAUGGCCCCCCCGACUGGUGAGCCUCACAGGCUACACCUGGGACAACCUGGUCCUAUGUGCUGAGAAACUACUCAUUGCUCAUGACAGUGACGUCAAAGAGGCCAACAAGCAGAAGCUCCAGCAGCCCGGCCCCCCCCCCCAGCAGCAGGGCCAGACGGUGUACCACGGUUCAGGCCAGACAACCUCCGUGGCCCAGUACCUUCACCGGUCCAGCGUGCAGUACCCCCCCCAGCAGGCUCAGCCCCCGGGCCUGGCCCCCCCCCCUAGGCCUGCCUCCUACCUCAGCCACUCUGCUGCCGGCCUCCAGGCCCCCAACCCCAGCACCCAGCCCAUCACUGCUGCCUCCCAGGAACCAAAGUCCGGCUUCCCCAACAGGGCUUACCAAGUCAACAUGCAUUACACCUGCGCUGCUCCGUGCUUUGACAGAUGAGGGCUUUUCAGGAUUUUUUGGGGGGAAGGGAAGAUGUGUUUCUCUUGAACAUAACACAAUACGUUUAAUGAUUAAAAAAAGGUGUUUUUAAUUUGGAGAGUCUUGAUGAGAUUGGUACAGCACUUUGAACCAUAGGGUGUAAGAUCAUGUGCAAUAUGCACACUCUGCUGUGAUAUUAUGUGGAGAGCCUGCAAUAGGAAUUAUUUUUGUUUAGAUAUUGGGUAUGAAUGUUGUUGUCAGGUGGCUAGAGGCAGAGUUUGUACCACUAGUGUCACUGUAUUAUUAAGCUAGAGACCAAAAGUCUUGUAUUUAUUUGAGCCAAAAUACCUCAGAAGUAUUGAAUGUACAUGCACCCGGUGCCUGUUGCCUUUAAGUUAUUAAGGGCACUUUCCAAAAGGGACUUGCGUGGCUUUUUGGUUGAGAUUAGAGAGCACAGUUUGUGUUGGUGUUACCUUGAACUUUUUUCUUUUUUUCUAUGUUUCAUUUGUAACUGACAAAAAAAACGUAUGAAAAAAAAAUACUCCUCGAAGUCACAAUUUAUUUGCAGAGAAAAUUGUUGCUCUUCUGUACAAAGAGGAUUUCAGUCGGUGCUGUGCACUCCAAUGAUACUUUUAAUAAAAUACAACUCUGUGUUAGUUGAACUGA
This is a messenger RNA of Gymnodraco acuticeps, 1902 nucleotides long. RefSeq names its product cyclin J (gene ccnj). Gene Ontology annotation, cellular component: cytoplasm; nucleus; cyclin-dependent protein kinase holoenzyme complex. The record is from RefSeq and is a predicted model, not a curated record. Gene Ontology annotation, biological process: regulation of cyclin-dependent protein serine/threonine kinase activity; mitotic cell cycle phase transition. Gene Ontology annotation, molecular function: cyclin-dependent protein serine/threonine kinase regulator activity. NCBI's taxonomy places the organism in Eukaryota, Metazoa, Chordata, Actinopteri, Perciformes, Bathydraconidae.